GAGAACUCCGAAGCAGAAAAUCACACGUUUUAGACACGAUUGUUGAUGACUUAGUACCACUGCGCCUUAAAUGUUGGUUAUUGUUAUCCAUACAGUGUGCAGCUGAGAAUUUUCCCAGUGAUUUGGUGUAGUGGUUGAAUUUUUCAUUCGGAUUGGACACGGAGAAGAUCACCGGUGGUGGCGAAUUAGCGCACGAAAUACAACAGCAGUCGCACGGUCACAUCCACAUGUUCACUGUGUGACGGCAGAGAGAGUUCAUAGAUUUGCACGCCGUUGAUCUUCCUUCUAGCUAGUGCGGACGCCGUGAAACGUGUGCGCAAUCAUCAGUCUUACUUUACAGCUCUCUCUCUGCCAAGGUACCUAGUUGUGAUUAGUUCCUCCAGCUGUAGACGAAGGCUCACCGGCAGCGUUGAUCAUCAGUAUUACUUGUGGAUUUUGUGCAGAAGGCUUGUCUAGUUAAAUUUGCAAUCAUGCUAUUUAUGUGUCACCAGAUGGCGAUGGAACACGAGUCCAAGCAGAAAGAACAUGCGGCCGCCAGCACAUCCACACCGCAAAUACCCACCAGCGAGCAUUCGAUGCGCGACGCCAACGUUCCAAUCAUCUGGGUCCUCGGUGGCCCCGGUUGUGGCAAGGGAACGCAGUGUGAAAAAAUCGUAGCCAAGUACAACUUCUCGCACUUCAGUACCGGUGAUCUGCUGCGUGAUGAGGUUGGCUCCGGUUCGGACAAGGGCAAGGAACUGCAGGAAAUGAUGAAGCAGGGCAUUCUGGUACCGAACGAGACCGUACUGAAGCUGCUGGAAGCCGCCAUGGCGAAGGCCUUGACCAGUACCGUCGGCUAUCUGAUCGAUGGAUAUCCUCGUGAACCAGCACAGGGUCCGGAAUUCGAGAAAUUCAUUGCACCAGUUGACAUCAUCUUGUACUUUGAAUGCUCAAAUGAAACUCUGGUUGCCAGAAUUAUGAAGCGUGCCGCGGAGUCGGCCACCAUCCGCGCUGACGACAACGAGGAAACGCUCAAGACUCGCAUUGCCACCUUCCGGGAAAACACGGAGAAAAUUUUGGUCCAGUACCCGACGCAGUUGAGAAGAAUCAACGCCGAACGUGCCCCGCUCGACAUCUUUGCCGAUGUGGAAAAGAGCAUUGACGAGCUGCUGUCCACCAAGGGCAAGAAGGCCUAAAGAGGAAUUGACUAAUCUGGAGAUGAAUUUUAACAUUACCCAUACACACAAAACACAGACACGGGUGCUGUUGCUGAACUGGUGCACACAAUUUUUCUUCGCAUGAAAUGCAUCGUUGUUGUUUUCAAUCAUAUUAGCUGUUUCGCCUAAAGCCGGUCAAUUCAAUUACGCUUAACGUAAAGCAACAAGUUUUUAAUGCAACAAGAACAAUGAAUUCAUACGAAAUCAAUGAAACUGAUAACAAUAAUACUUUUUAGCGUAGCUCAAAGCAAAAUUCAAACUCGUAGUAGGGUACUGUGGUAGUAGAUUACGUAUGUUUCUUAUCCAGGCUCUGUAGCUAGACCGAAUGAUAUUAAUCAUUGUCGGGGCUCAAUGAAAAUCGAUGAUUACCAAAGAUUUUUUUUUUACUGUUUAUUUUUAUUUCUAUGUCUAAGCUUGUUAAAUAAAUGAACUAUUCAAAACUGAAAAU
Ochlerotatus camptorhynchus is the source of this 1644-nucleotide messenger RNA. RefSeq names its product Adenylate kinase 1 (gene Ak1). Lineage: Eukaryota; Metazoa; Arthropoda; Insecta; Diptera; Culicidae. Bases 471 to 1175 code for a protein of 234 amino acids. The transcript is spliced from 7 exons. Gene Ontology annotation, cellular component: cytoplasm. Gene Ontology annotation, biological process: nucleobase-containing compound metabolic process. Gene Ontology annotation, molecular function: nucleoside diphosphate kinase activity; AMP kinase activity; ATP binding. The record is from RefSeq and is a predicted model, not a curated record.